This is a messenger RNA of Solanum dulcamara, 615 nucleotides long. RefSeq lists its product as uncharacterized. Lineage: Eukaryota; Viridiplantae; Streptophyta; Magnoliopsida; Solanales; Solanaceae. Bases 157 to 393 code for a protein of 78 amino acids. The record is from RefSeq and is a predicted model, not a curated record. The transcript is spliced from 2 exons.
UUACGCAAUAAAACGUAGGUGAGGUGAAGGCAUGGCCCCUAGCCAUUAGUAUAAAGAGAGGAAUUUGUGCUGACAAAGUUAUGAGCUGGAGCUGAUUCGGAGCAAUUUUCAAGAAUCAAGAACGUGUUGUAAUUUUACAAGACAGAGAGUCAUUUUAUGGAUAAGAAAGAAUCUGGCAAGGAAAUAUCUGAGGAAGUGACUCGGGAGUCACUAAUCGCCAUAUCAUACAGUGAGCCAGAGAAGGAUCCUUCUAUUGAAUCUGCACCUGAAAAUUCCAACUAUGAGUAUGUGGUAAAAUCUCUUAACGACGUCAGAGAUGAUAAAUUCAGGUCGGAGUUGAUCUCGAUAUCCUAUGCAGAGUCACCAGACACUGAAGUUCAACCUGGAAAAUAAAAUUAGCUGUUUUUAUUGGCCAACUCCAUGUUAAAACUCUUUGUUCUUUUGCUACAUGUUAUCUUUUACUCAUAAAGAAUUGGACAUUGUUUGAACUUGUAGUGUUUUCAUGUGUUACACCUUUGAAGUCUCUUGUAAUCAUUGGCGGAGAUACUUUACUCUGCAAAAGUUGUUGCUUAUAUACAAGUGUAAAUCUAAAUAAUUUGCUUUUUUUGGUUUUCA